GUCUCUCUUCUUUUUAAACCUAUGCGACGUAAUUCCUUCUGCAUAUUAUGUUUUUCCCACUCCUCUUCUGGUUUGGGAGUAUUGCUCAUAUUCCUAAUUUGGGCUGCACCACUAACAUUUAGACAGGAAGCUGCUAACGAUCAAAUAAACACAAUCAUGGGGCAGCUAAUCAUUGUAUUUUGGUAUGCAACUCUUUACUGCCGCCUGGGUAUAUCAAUAAAUCGCCUGAUAGCAAUUGCUGUACCAAUUCAAGCGGCCAAGUUGCUUACAAGGCGAAACUCUUUUGUUUUGGUUCUUGUCGUCUGGUGUCUUGCAAUUUGCCACGCCUCUCCUUAUUUUUGGGGAACUUACUGUCAUAUACACUACGAUUGCAACAUGUGGAGGUGGAUAAUCAUUGGAUCGCAUUGGGGAAAAACUUGUAUUUAUGUUGAAAAGUGCGGCAUGAUUAUCAUGAUCAGCACAUUUACGUUGGACGUUGUUGCUGUAGUGAAAUUUAGGAAAUCCAACAAGGUGUUUUCUUCCAACAACGCAAACAUGUUCAUGAGUGAGGCCCAGAAAAGAAAAGUCGCAUGGAGAUCAAAUUUUUCAAACAGGUGA
This is a messenger RNA of Cylicocyclus nassatus, 597 nucleotides long. Lineage: Eukaryota; Metazoa; Nematoda; Chromadorea; Rhabditida; Strongylidae. The record is from the annotation of a GenBank genome assembly.